Branchiostoma belcheri (Belcher's lancelet) is the source of this 438-nucleotide messenger RNA. RefSeq names its product CUB domain-containing protein 2-like. Lineage: Eukaryota; Metazoa; Chordata; Leptocardii; Amphioxiformes; Branchiostomatidae. Bases 1 to 438 code for a protein of 145 amino acids. The transcript has 3 exons. The record is from RefSeq and is a predicted model, not a curated record.
AUGGCGGGGUCAUCCCCGCGCAGGUCGGAGGCACUUGCCCUGUGCUUCCUCGUGUUCCUGUUAGUGUUACCGGGCGUCUCUGGAUGUGGAGGCACCUUGACGGCUCCCUCUGGAGGUCCUGUCACGUCACCGAACUACCCCGCUAACUAUGGCAACAGCCUGAAUUGCGAGUGGCUGAUCACCGUCCCGGCAGGAAGCACGAUCCGUCUCACGUUUGACAGCUUCGACGUGGAGCAAGAUUAUGACUUUUUGCGCAUCUACGAUGGAGACAGUGCAAGUGCGGCGGUGUUACAGGAGUUAACGGGUCCACAGUCAGUCAGCCCUAUCGUCAGCACAUCUAACGUGAUGCUCCUGAGGUUCACAUCUGACAACAGUGAAGCACGUCAGGGGUUCAAUUUCUCCUACACAAGUAACAACACGUAUGGUAUGAAGAAAUAA